AUGUUAAUCCUACUUUCUCCUUUCUUAAAAUUCGGGGAACAGGCAGAGUUCCAGAACCUUAUGGUAAAGGAUUACAACAUUGGUGUCAUCAUCCGCGAUGAAAUUAUCCCUAGAGCUGUUUUGUGGUUCAUUGUUAAAGGAGCAGACGAACUCACUGAAAAUGAUUUCAGUGAUUUUGAUGAAGCAGAUGAUGUUGAUGUUGAUGUUGAUGAUGAUGAUGAUGAUGGUGAUGAUGAUGUUGGCGAUGAUGAUGAUGAUGACGAUAAUGAUUAUGAUGAUGAUUUUGAUUAUGGUUUACCCACAGACAUCACAAAGAAGAGUAGAAAAGGAGCUGCCAGAAAAAGAACUGCCAGAAAAUGA
Messenger RNA from Oldenlandia corymbosa var. corymbosa, 360 nucleotides. NCBI's taxonomy places the organism in Eukaryota, Viridiplantae, Streptophyta, Magnoliopsida, Gentianales, Rubiaceae. The record is from the annotation of a GenBank genome assembly.